Messenger RNA from Pelodiscus sinensis (Chinese soft-shelled turtle), 3575 nucleotides. It is a transcript of the gene ADRA1A, whose product is annotated as adrenoceptor alpha 1A. Gene Ontology annotation, cellular component: plasma membrane. Gene Ontology annotation, biological process: phospholipase C-activating G protein-coupled receptor signaling pathway; positive regulation of cytosolic calcium ion concentration; regulation of cardiac muscle contraction. Lineage: Eukaryota; Metazoa; Chordata; Testudines; Trionychidae. Gene Ontology annotation, molecular function: alpha1-adrenergic receptor activity. The record is from RefSeq and is a predicted model, not a curated record.
CUGCUGCUUCUUGAUAGGGAGGCGCUGAAGAUUGCGAGUGGGAGGGGGCGGUGGUUCCCGAGAAGCUGGCCCCGAGCCCCGCAGGCCCUGGGACACGAGGAAUUAGUGCAACUGUGAGUCACCAAAACUCCAGGGAGGUUGAAAAGGAGGUGAAAGGCUGGGGGACUCUCCGGCAGUUUCCCAUCCCUGCAUGCAGAGGAGACUGCAGUGCUGUGCUAUGCCCUUCCCGGAUGCUCAGCAACAGGAGCUGUGCAGCCUUCCAGAGACCAAGGAGGGGCACUGUGUGAGAGAAGAGCACAGCAUCAAAGAGUCUUCAACAAGGCAAACCUCCCUUCCCCUUUUUGCACGUACAACACGCUGGUGUUAAUAAGGCCAGAUCCUCAGCCCAGGCGACCAGCUGGCAAGACAAAAAUGUUUCCAGAGGUCUGGAAACUUUUGAUCAACAAGUCAAUCCCAUGAAGCCUGCUACGCAUGAGCAUCCUUCUGCUGGAAAGUCCCAGCGCUGAGGGAAGAAUCUAAAUGAAGACACACGGGAUUUUCGCAUGAUUCCCUUCCUCUCUGCAAACUGAGUCUGGCUGUCUCCAAAAAGCAGGGGAAUGAGGCCAGCCCUGCAGCUCCAUUUCCCCUGAGACCACUAUCCUGGAAAGGAGGCGAAAUUGCCCCGUCGGUAUCCCCACCAGGCACCAUUUAGCUGAAGCGCCUGCCUCCCAGGAAGAACCCAAAGGAGGCCAGUCUUGGAAAGGCUUCCAAACUGGAGCUAUGGGGCUAACCAGCUGCCAGAAGCACAGAGAAGAGCAGAGGCUUAGAGAGAAUAUUAUGGAUUUUCCAAUAUGUUUCUGGACCCCAGUUACUUAGCCUGGUUCUGGGUUUCUAAGCCAUUAUUGGAGUGGUUGGUGUUAAUCUCUAGAAUAGCUUUUACCAGCACCACCUUCCGAGAGUUGAUCUCAGCACUUUAGGCAGCAGAAAGACGAGUGCAGCACCCGAAUCGGAUGAGCACUGUCCCCUGGCAGCAAUGGUUUUCCUCCCUGGAAAUUCCACGGACUGUUCAAAUUGCACCCAGACUGUGGGGAUUACGGACAAUUUGAAGGCCAUAUUAUUGGGGGUUAUUUUGGGGGGGCUGAUUGUUUUUGGGGUGCUGGGUAAUAUUCUGGUUAUCCUAUCUGUAGCCUGCCACAGACACCUGCAGAGUGUGACCCACUACUACAUAAUCAACCUGGCUGUGGCUGACUUCCUCUUGACUUCCACGGUCCUGCCUUUCUCAGCAACCUUUGAGAUUUUGGGCUACUGGGUCUUUGGGAGGAUCUUCUGCAACAUCUGGGCAGCUGUCGACGUCCUCUGCUGCACGGCUUCCAUCAUGAGCCUGUGUAUCAUCUCUAUAGACCGAUACAUUGGAGUGAGCUACCCCCUGAGAUACCCAGCUAUCAUGACGGAAAAGAGAGGGCUCAUGGCUCUGUUGUGUGUCUGGGCUUUGUCUCUGGUGAUCUCCAUUGGACCUCUCUUUGGCUGGAAAGAGCCCGCUCCAGAAGAUGAGACCAUUUGUCAAAUCACGGAAGAGCCUGGUUAUGUGUUGUUCUCUGCUUUUGGCUCCUUCUACCUCCCCUUGACCAUCAUCCUGGUGAUGUACUGCAGAGUCUAUGUGGUCGCCAAAAGGGAGAGCAAAGGCCUGACUUCUGGCUUGAAAACAGAGAAAUCUCACUCAGAAGAGGUGACCCUCCGGAUUCACUGCAAAAACACCUCCACAGGGAGCGGAUCUACGCCCAGCACAAAGAACAAAACCCACUUCUCUGUGCGUCUCCUGAAGUUCUCCAGGGAGAAGAAGGCAGCCAAGACCCUGGGAAUAGUCGUGGGGUGUUUCAUACUGUGCUGGCUUCCUUUCUUUAUAGUCAUGCCAAUUGGUGUUUUCUUUCCUGCAAUCAAGCCCUCAAAAACGGUUUUUAAAAUAACGUUUUGGCUUGGGUACUUGAACAGCUGCAUCAACCCCAUCAUCUACCCGUGCUCGAGUCAAGAGUUUAAGAAAGCAUUCCAAAAUGUCCUGCGAGCGCAGUGCCUCUCCAAAAAGCAGGCCGCCAGCAAGCACUCCCUUAGCUUCAACCUCAACCAUCCUGCCAGCCACAGCAUGGACAGCACCAAGAAUGUUGUCCGUAUCCCAGUAGGGUCGGGGGAAACCUUCUAUAGGAUUUCCAAGUCCGAAGGGGUCUGCGAGUGGAAGAUUUUCUCCACCGUGCAAAGCAUGGCGACAAAAAGUGCCAUCUCUAAAGACAAGUCCAGCUGCACCAGAGCCAAGGUGAAGAGCAAAGGUUUCCUGAGGACAUGCUGUUGUGCUGGCACAUCAGGGAGCGUCGGUCGGGACAACCAUAAUGUGCCGACCAUUAAAAUACACACUAUCUCCGUCAGUGAAAAUGGGGAGGAUGUCUAAGGGAUCAAGAUCUCUAAAGGGACUCUGGGGGAAGAGGAGGGCAUCUUUACAUGCAACUUUUCAACUCUGCGCUGCUGGGAUUGUUCUGCUAAUGGGAGGCUGCUCUUCCUAAUGGGAAGUAGGGAUGGAGACUGUAGUAAGGGGGGUGACCUGAAUCAAAGGCAAGGCGCGUCGUAAAACAGCGAGGGCCAACGCUUUUAGAACUGAAGUCCCUCCGAGUUCUGGACUUGACCCAAAUUCCACUGGAGUCUGUGGGAACCGUUCCAUUUAUUUAACAGGCAUCAAAGCUCCUCUAAAAAUCCAGCCUUUUGAAAUGAUUGUUACGUCAUUUCUAUGGUGUUUAAAGGCCAUGAUUUUCACUGUAUCUUCUUUUCACUGCUCCAGUGGUUCUGAUUUUGAUGUUCUAUGGGGAUGGAGAGGGGAGUAGGACAAGAACACCUAAUGCAGCUUGCAAGAGAAAACUAUAAAUCUACUGGGGUGAUUUCAGCAUGGGUACAUUCAGGAAGUGCUAACUCAGAUCACCUCUGCUGCUCAAAGUCCUUGCCCUAAGAGAGUCAAUGACUCCUAGACUCCUGCUGAUGCAACACGCUGGGUGAGAGCCACAGCUAGAGAUGUUCCAUGACUUCAGAGCAGUGGAAUUACAUUGCUCUACACCAGCUGGGCAUCUGGUUCAGUAGGUUCAGUUUUCAGGGCUUGAUAAGGCUAUUCCCUUGACUUGGUGCCUGCUUGGCUUCCCCUCCCCUCUUUUCGCUUUGUGUUUUGGAGUCUAGCAAAUUCUAUCUCAAGAAAAAAACGUGAUGAAAGGGGGUGAAUUCCACCUCACUUCAGAAACUUGCCUCCAUUUUCUUUUCUUUAUUAAACAUGUGAAAUCAUUGGUCAUCCCAGACUCACUCAAAAAGUUUCUGAGCCUUAGUGCACUUAUAACAAAACUCGUAGCCAGUUGGCGAGGUGUCUGUAUGACGGGGUUUCCAGAAGGCAUUUUUAUUUAGUCAUAUUUCUCAUUCACUGGCCUAGUCGGCACGACUGCAGGCCAUCGAUCUAAGUUAUGUAACUUCAGUUGUGUGAAUAACGUAGAUAAAGUCGAUGUCCUUAGAUCUACUUACCAUGGUAGUACUUAACACUCUCCCAUUGACUCCGCCUACACUUCUCAUUCUGGUGG